AUGCAGCGGUGCCAGCAGCUCGGGAUCCGGUGUGUAUCAUGGGAGAGCCGACGACCCCCGGAUGAAGCUGCCAUUGUGUUGGUGACGCCCGAAUCCAGCGAGGACCCGGAUUUCCACACGUUUUUGAACCGGCAGCGGUGGAUGCGGCGGUUGGACCGGAUCGUGGUGGACGAGUGCCAUAUUAUAUUGAAUUCGCAGAAGGAUUUCCGGCCGGCCAUGGCCCGAUUAGGGCGGUUGGUCAGUGCGCGCACGCAGAUGGUAUUUUUAACGGCCACACUGCCCCCCAGUAUGGAACGAAUAUUUGUCCAGCGGAUCCAGCAUCCCGCCAGCGCGGUGGGUAUGUACCGGGCCCGGACCAGCCGGGGGAACGUGGCAUACCGGGUAUGGCGGCCCAUUUUACCGCGCCAGACCCCGCGGGAACCCCAUCAGUGGUUGGUGACGCCCGGGGUGGUGCAGUACAUCCAGGGUCGGAUCCAGCAAGCGCGGGGGGGCCGGGUGAUCGUGUACGGGCAGACCAAGAGCCAGGUGCAGGCCAUCAGCCGGGAAUUCGGGUGUGAGGCAUACCACAGUGAGGCAGUGGACCGGGCUGGGGUGAUGCAGCGGUUCCAGGACGGGCUGCACCGGGUGAUUGCGGCCACCAGUGCGUUAGGGAUGGGUACCUGGAUGGGACGGUGGAUGGAUACACGCGGGAGCGGUGCCGGGAUCAGGGUCCGGAUGAAUUGGCAUGUGACGGGUGUGAUCCCGAUUGGGAGGUGCAGGAGGAGCCCGUUAGUAUGGCCAGCAGUCCGCCAGGGUCAGGGUCAGGGUCAGGGUUCAGCCGUUUCGGGAGGGCACCAGAGUCAGGGUUCGAAGGUUCCGGGCAGGGAGAUCCAGAGGUUUAUCCCGCAUUAUGCAUCAUCCAGUUCCGAUACAGGGGAGAACCCGGAUCACCCGCGGGCCAUGUCCAUUGACAGCGGCGAGUCCAUUACAUCCCAGGUGCCCCGAGCCCGGGUUAUUCCCGCCAGCGCCGGGUAUACCCCCCAAGAGCGGCAGUAUGAGCAGGCGGCCGUCCAACAGCAGGCGCAGGCCAUGCAGGCUGGGAUUGAUGAGGAAUUCAUUGAGCAGGAGGCCCGGCAAUGGCUGGACCAGUGUUAUAUUUGCACGGUUCGGGGGCGGGAUGGGGACCAUCAAUUAGAGCAAUGCACGCAUGCAGAGAGCCAUGCAGCGCAGGAAUGGUUGGGGCAGGUGCAGCGGCGGGUGGAUUAUGUGCCGUUUCGGUGUUGUUAUCAAUGCGGGAUGCCGCAGGCGAUAUGCCAUGGGUGGCAGCAUGGGGAGGCAUGUACAUGGCGCGGGGCGUUGCUCCCGAUGAUUGCCGGGAUGGUGUACGGGCCAUUCCGCCGUAUGGUCCAGCCCGCAUGGGAGCAGUGGUUACAGCCGCGGCAGUUGGAGGGCCGGGUGAUAUACGCCGGGAAGAUAUUCCAGCAGGAGAUUGUGGCCGGGCCCGUUCCGGCCGGGGAUUAUCGAUCGGUGGCGGCAUUUUUUGGGCAGGGUACUGUUGAUAGACAGGGAGUUGAGGUCCAGGCAGUAUUUUGUUGGUUACGACGGGUAUGUCAUGAUAUCGAAGCCGGGUUAAUAUGA
This is a messenger RNA of Aspergillus puulaauensis, 1617 nucleotides long. RefSeq lists its product as uncharacterized. The transcript is spliced from 2 exons. Gene Ontology annotation, cellular component: cytoplasm; chromosome. Bases 1 to 1617 code for a protein of 538 amino acids. The record is from RefSeq and is a predicted model, not a curated record. Gene Ontology annotation, biological process: double-strand break repair via homologous recombination. NCBI's taxonomy places the organism in Eukaryota, Fungi, Ascomycota, Eurotiomycetes, Eurotiales, Aspergillaceae. Gene Ontology annotation, molecular function: ATP binding; nucleic acid binding; 3'-5' DNA helicase activity.